Molecule: messenger RNA, 1116 nt
Organism: Eimeria mitis
Lineage: Eukaryota; Apicomplexa; Conoidasida; Eucoccidiorida; Eimeriidae
Exons: 6
Coding region: 1-1116 (371 amino acids)
Source: RefSeq, a predicted model, not a curated record
AUGGUGUUGCACUGCGGCCUGUUAGACGUCUCGGACUACGACUUUGAGGUGGCCAGAGAGCUGCCGCGAACGAGGUUCCUUGCCCAAGGCCUCGACGAAGAAGGCAGACUCAUUGAAGGGUACGAAGAGGAAGAAGAAAACCGAAAGAGAGAACUAACAGAGCAACUCAAAGAUAUCGCCAGGACAGCUGGAGCGGUGGUACCUGCAGAGCCAGCAGCAGCAGCAGGAUUUCCUGCUGCAGCAGCUUUGUUUGACUUUGCUGCUGCUGAGCCAGCUGUGCUGCAGCACAAGCGACGCAUUGAGAGAGCAAUAGAACUGAAGAAAGAUUUUCUUUGUGUGUUCCCCUCGGCUCUGCCAGUGGUGAACCCUGCAACAGGCGAGCUGAUCGAAGCAACAGCAGAGCAGCAGCAGCAGCAGCAGCAGCAGCUGCUGCUGCUGCAGCAGCAACACGCUCAACAAGCACACAGAGACAGCCUCGCCGCCCUACACACCCUCAAACUCGAAGUCCUUGGCAUGCGCCUGCAGGUGCUUCAGCGCGAAGUCCUCGUCAUGGGUGCGCCGCGGUGCGCGGUGGGGCCGAAGGGGGAUUUGACGGCUCUGGAUUUCAGCAGCAAUGCAAACUGCAAGUUGCUGCUGCAGCCGCCGAUGCUGCUGCGGUCUUCGUUUACUGUGGAGGUGUUUCUGCUGCUGCCGCUGCCACCGAGCUGCAGAUACACCGCAGUGUGCUCAGACGCCGAAGGCAACGUCAUGCUCUGCUUCGUACAGAAACAAAUUCGAAACAAAAAGCAGCAGCAGCAGCAGCAGCAACAGCAGCAGCAGCAGCAGCAGCAGCAGAAACAACAGGAACCCACUUACUUCGCUGAUCUAGGCAUCCUCAUUCCUAAGGACGCAACUGAAUCAGCCGACGACAGCAGCAGCAGCAGCAGCAGCAGCAGCAGCAGCAGCAGCAGUGAUUCAAGCGACAGCAGCAGCAGCAGCCGUAGCAGCAGCAGCCGAGAGAAAAAAAAGAAGAAGAAAAAGAAGGGUAUUGGUGUGUUGUAUAAGAACGGUUUUGUAUCUUGUUUGAGCCGAAAAGGAGCCGAAAAAGAAAAAGAAAAUCUAUGCUCAGCUCCAUAG